Messenger RNA from Cheilinus undulatus (humphead wrasse), 4320 nucleotides. It is a transcript of the gene hbs1l, whose product is annotated as HBS1-like translational GTPase. The transcript has 5 exons. Lineage: Eukaryota; Metazoa; Chordata; Actinopteri; Labriformes; Labridae. Gene Ontology annotation, biological process: translation. Bases 138 to 2108 code for a protein of 656 amino acids. The record is from RefSeq and is a predicted model, not a curated record. Gene Ontology annotation, molecular function: GTPase activity; GTP binding.
UCCUGCCUUAGUUUCACUCAGACUCACAGCAGCAGCAGCACCAGCAAUGGCAGCCGGGCAGUGAGACACAUGUCACAACAGUCUGAGAGCAGAAAAACACUUUCGCUGAGGCCGAGGGAACAUCAAUAAGAAAAAACAUGUCUCGGCACAGAAAUGUUCGAGGUUACAACUACGAUGAAGACUUUGAAGAUGAUGACAUGUAUGGCCAGUCUGUGGAGGAUGACUACUGCUGUAUAUCACCAGCAACAGCAAACCAGUUCAUAUAUUCACGUCAAGAGAGGCAUGCACCAAGGGAGGAGCCUUUAGAGGAGGAAGAAUAUGAGGAUGAAGAUGUACCAAUGUCUCCUACUGUCAGUCACAAUCUUGACCCUCUUGAUCAAGCCAAGCUGUAUUCCUGCCUGGACCAUAUGCGGACUGUGCUGGGAGAUGCAGUGCCAGACUCGGUCCUGACCCAGGCAGCCAUACGGUGUGGAUUUGACCCACAGAGGGCACUUGAUGCAGUCCUGUCUGAAGACACUAAGACAGCUCCUGUUACCAGAAGUACUAGUGAAGAGAUGACUUCAGUAGCAAGAGUUACUCAGGAGAUCACCCCGCUUCCACAAAGAGUCAAAAGAGAGUCCGCUGCAGAGAAAGGAGCCUGCUUGUCUGCUUCUCACACAGACAUUACACCCAAGACACAUAAAAUUCUGACUGAACGGUGCAAACAUUCACAACCUCAUGUGCAGGACAACGCACUAAACUUAAGUGAUCUUUUAACACAAAAUAAGACUGACCCUGUGGCUAGGAAGUCUGAAACUACAAACUUAGUGAGUCAAAAUCCAGGUGUUAGCAGUGCAAUCAGUUUGUCACAGCUCAUGUCUGAGCAUGUGCAGAAGAGUAAAGUGUUUGGAGUAGACGCAGGUUGUGGUUUAGGUGUUCCCUCAUUAGGUGCUCUCACCAUGGGACCUAGUUCACCUAGUCAGAAUAGCCUCUCAUUGGGAACGUUGGCAUCUUUAGAUAUGUCUGCCACAUCACAAGGCUCAGCUCCCUCCCUGCUUUCAGAUUCACUCAGUAGUCUGUCAAUAAACAAUCCCAAGAUGAACAUGACAAACUCCUCUCUGACUCCGCCGCCUGGAUUGGGUAGUCUCAGUUCUGUCAUUCAGAGCAAUCAGCACUCUGCAGGAGUUCGGACUGGAAUUAAAACCACAAUGGUGGAUCCUAAGGGAAGCCUAUCAUUGGCUGAUUUAAUCCAGGAGCAUUCCAACCGCAGUCCAACAACCAUAAACUCUUUCCCUACUCAACAAAGCAAGGGACCUGCUGCACCAGCACAAACCCUUUCUCUGUCUGAGCUCGCGUCACAGCACCAAAACAGGAACACAAGCUUUCAGGGGCAAUCUCAGAGCACUGGACGACUUGCAAACACACUCAACUAUUCCGAUCCAACCAACAUCACUCUUGCAUCAUGUUUAGGUGGGACUGUCUCAUUGUCACGGCUAGCCCUGCAGCAUCAAAUCAGUACUGAACUUCCAGCAGAUGCACUGAAACCGUCACCUGCCUUUUCUGAGCCACUCUCAAGUUUGGCGUGUACACAUAAAGGCAAAACCUCAACCACCUCAAAUGGGUCACAAUACUCUAUCACCUCGCUCCUCUCACCAGAAAAACCAGAGAGGGCUGGCGUUUUGGCAGAAAAUACUGCACAGGGCGGAAUGAAGUGUCAACUCGACCACAGACUACACCACCAAAGAAACAAGCCACCUAAGCCGAAGCAGGCUAUUGAUUUGAGCACGCUCAUGGCCCAGUCAGAGGGAGUGAGUCCUGGUUUCCUCGACCAGGACCUCCCUUCACCGUCCUCUCCAUCUUCGGUUGCCUCUGUGUUUGCACAACCAUCAGUGUUUGCGAUAACUUUGUCGAUUCAGAACCGCAGACAACGGAGGAGGAUGAGGACUGUGUUGAAGGGAAGAAUGAAAGGUCAGAGGAAAGGAAGUGGUAACCAGGCCUUUCUCACUAAAUCACAAGACAAAACAAACGAGCAGCAGAGCCCCCUCUCACCUGUCGUACCGUUCAGCUUCGACACACCUUCACCUGAUGACAUUGUGCGUGCCAACCAGCGAAAAGCUUUCACCCGAUAGACGAUGAUAUAAAAGAUCUUAUAGAAGUGAACUUCAUUCAUCUUGGUGCUGAAUUUACUCUGUUGGAUGAGGAUCUUGCAUCAUUUUUGCAGUUUUUCUUCCCAAAAUGACCUGGUUCAAUGAGAUUCAGCUCUCAGGCCCAGCAGUGAUUGUGAGGCUUUUUAGGUGAUCAGGCACAUAGAAGACCUUUUAGGACCAACCGUUUCUGCUGAUCUGCCUAAAAACUCUGCUUCAGACAGUAUUUCUACAUCUUUUGAAAACAAGUCUUAUAUCACCGUUAUUUGAAAAACAAUAAUGUUUAAGACAAACUAGAUCACAGAUGAACUACUUAGUCAGCCUGGCAGCUUGAAAUGUAUUGCAGCUAAGUAACAAAGGAUUUUAAGUAUUUUAACAUAUUUUAGAACUUUUUCUUAUUUUGAAUUCUUAUUUUUGUACACUUGGAUGGCAACUUGCUUUUUUUAAAUUUACAUUUUUGGAUAAACGAUUAACAGAUUAAUCUUAGACAGGGAAAAUGAUAUCAUGUCAUGUCUGUCUCCAUUUUUUGCUUCUUCCCUCAUUUUGAGCAGCAUGAAACCUCAAAAGGCAAAAAAUGGGGUUGAAUUUGUCUGCAGGUGUGCUGCAGCUAUUGGAAAAUGGAUCAGUUAACCAUUGUGCUGGUUUAAAGCUGCCUGUGUUUGAGAUCAUGGGGUAGACAUUUUGGUUUGGAGGGCACCUGGAGAUUUUCCCAUGAGGGAGUGAGCAUGUGCAAACACACAAACACUUACAAAGAGAAUGAACAAUUUAACUGUUUGAUAUUGAAGUUAGUACUUAGUACAAUUGCAAGCACUGAGAAUAAAGAGAGUCUAAAGGAAUACCUGAAUAUGCGAGGUUAAAGAGCCUUUUUAAAUCUUUGAAGAUUUUAAUAUUAUGAUGUGCUAAUGAGGAUUGUUAUUCUGGCUGUGUCAUCACACGCUGCCAGAGGUUAAUUUGUAAAUUUUCAAAUAAAGAUGACUGAGUUUAUGUACUCUUAAAAGCACCUGCGUCUGGGCGUGUCUCUCUGGUUGUGUUUGGGUUGUGUCUAUCCAAGCAAAAAAAUCUGUGUUUUAAGAGUUGUUGGAUCACAUUAAUUCAGUGUAACAAGUUGAAACAGUGCUCCUCAUCCUACUUAAGACAAAAACCAGGCAGAGUAUAUCUUAAGUGUGGUAUGUAAAUAAAUUUAAAACAAUUGAUGAUGCAAGUUCUUGACAUUUUAGGCCUUCAUUAAAAAGUAAAACUAUUACAAAUUCUAGAUUAAUCUCAUACAAAGUGAAACAUUGCAAGAAUUCUUUUGUUUUAAUGUUGAUGAUCCCAGUUUACGGCUCGUGAAAAUCUAAAAUCCGCUAUCCUAAAAUUUUAGAAUAUUGUUGAAAAGUUCAAUUUGCUAAGGUUUCCCGAGCCUUUAUUCUCCAAGUCUGGUUCAGUUCACAAAACCCCAUCAUGGGGAAGGCUGCUGACUAGACUAUUUUCACUUGGAGGACAAGACACGGAAAGUCACUGCUGAAAGGGCAGUAUCAAAGAAUUUUAAUGGAAAGUUGACUGGAAGGUGUGAUAAGAAAAGAAGCACAAACAACAGGCCUUCAGAGGGUUUUCAUACAGAGCAGAUUCAAGAACUUUAAACGGAUUCAAAAGGAGUUGACUGAGGCUGGACUCUGUAGAUCAAAAGCCACCACACAGAUCCAGAACGUGGACGUCAGGUGUUGUGUUCCGGGUGUCGACCCACUCCUGAACUACAAACAUCAUAAGUGUCUCACCUAGUCUAAGGAGAAAAAGAACUGGACUGUUGCCUAGUGGUCCAAAGUCUUGUUUUCAGAUAAAAGUAAACUUUAUGUGUAAUUUUGAAAUCAAAGUCCCAGAGUCCAGCCAGUGAUGGUUUUGGGAGCCAUGUCAUCUGCUGGUUUUGGUCCACUGUGCUUCAUCAAGUCCAGAGUCAACGCUGUCAGCCAUCCAUCCACCAGGAGAUUUUAGCACACUUCAUGCUUUCAUCUGCUAAGAAAUUUAUGAAGAUACUGAUUUCCUUUUCCAGUGGGACUUGGCACCUGCCCACAGUGACGCCAACACUACCAGAAACUGGUUUACUGUGCAUGGUGUUGUUGUGUUUGCUUGGACAGUGAACUGGACUGGUGUUUUGAUUUUGAUGAGCUGUAAGCCGUAAUCAUCAAGAUUAAAACAACUGAAGUCUUGAAAUAUUUCACUU